AUGACGCAGCCGGACGACCUCGUCGAGCCACGCGAGCUCCGGAGCUGGUUCGCAGCUUCCAUGUCAGAGCUCUAUCGAAAAGAAGUUCCCUUGUACUCCUCCUUGUUGGACGUGGUGUCGAAAGUCAACCAAGACAAGCUGAAGAAUGACGCCGCCCUGAGACAGGAGCUCGAGAAUUCCGACUCCCUGGCGAGACUGGGCCUGGAACGCCAUGGAGCCAUCCGGCUAGGAUCGGACGAUGAACUGGUCGAGCUGACGGCUUUCUUGCGACUGCUGGACAUGCAUCCCGUGGGCUACUAUGAUCUGAGCGCCCCACCAGCACACCUCCCGAUACACGCGACGUGCUUUCGCUCAGUGACACCCUCCUCGCUGAAGUACAGCCCUUUCCGGCUCUUCGUCUCGAUUCUCCGUCCGGAUCUGCUCCCUGCCGACCCGAGCAUCCGGCAAAUGGUCCAGACCUCGAUACGCUCUCGGAAACUAUUCCCUCCAGAGGUGGCCCAGUUGGUGGCCCAAGCAGCCUUGCACAAUCAUCAGCUACCGAGACAUUCAGCCGAACAGCUCAUCAAGCUCGCCAUCCCGUCGUUCGCCUUCCACGCGCGAUCCGCCCUGACUUCGAGCGAAUACGCCCUGCUCGCCAAGUCAUCCCUCCUUCUAGCCGACAUCGUCGCGUUUCCCAAUCCACACAUCAACCACUUGACCCCGCGAACCUUGGAUAUCGACGCCGUUCAGGAUGCUCUUGUGGCAGACCCGACGUUUGAGGCCAAGGCUGGUGGUAUAGAGGGCCCGCCUCCGAGCAAGUGUCCCAUCUUGCUCCGGCAGACAAGCUUUUGUGCUGUCGAAGAGACCGUCCCCUUCAGUGAUGGCACGAUCGGGAAACAUGCCGCACGCUUCGGGGAGAUUGAACAACGCGGCGCUGCCGUCACGCCCGCAGGUCGGGCUCUGUAUGACAAGAUGUUGGCCUCCAACUCGUGGGGUGCCUUGCUAGAUAAGGACUGGGAGGCUUUGAGAACCUCGGGCCUCAUAUGGGUGCAGUAUCGACCCGUUCCUGGAGCGCAGAAAGACAAUGUCGUAGUGUCACAACCUGAAGGAGAGACGCUACUACCGACAAUUGAUCAAGUCAUCUCCCAGCUUCUUGCUGAUGGGAAGUUAUUCUACGCCCAUCAAAUCUAUGAGGACUUCCUCCCUUUGUCUGCCGCCGGCAUCUUCCAGAGCAAUCUUGGUACAAGCAGUCAUCGAGAUACUAGUCUGUGCACGGCCUCAUCACCAACGCCUGGCGGUCCAGUUACAGGUAGAGAACAGCUGCAGGAUGUCCUGGCCAGAGCCGGAGCUGUACUGAGAGAUGAGAUGGAAGUGUACAAGUCGGUCGAGGAGCAGAGUAAAAGAGAAUGCGUGGAACUGUUUGGGAUCAAGACCAGAGAUUGA
Messenger RNA from Capronia coronata CBS 617.96, 1422 nucleotides. RefSeq lists its product as uncharacterized. Gene Ontology annotation, molecular function: oxidoreductase activity. Lineage: Eukaryota; Fungi; Ascomycota; Eurotiomycetes; Chaetothyriales; Herpotrichiellaceae. The transcript has a single exon. Bases 1 to 1422 code for a protein of 473 amino acids. The record is from RefSeq and is a predicted model, not a curated record.